This is a messenger RNA of Cylas formicarius (sweet potato weevil), 965 nucleotides long. Its product is annotated as carbonyl reductase [NADPH] 3-like. Lineage: Eukaryota; Metazoa; Arthropoda; Insecta; Coleoptera; Brentidae. The transcript has 4 exons. The coding region runs from base 107 to 946 and encodes 279 amino acids. Gene Ontology annotation, molecular function: carbonyl reductase (NADPH) activity. The record is from RefSeq and is a predicted model, not a curated record.
UUACUGUACUUAUCAGUUUGGUUUUCAAGUUAUAGCGUCGAUUCGACAAUGAACAAACGUUAAGUUUGCGCUUUAGUCGUAAGUUUCGCGGUAGAUUUUGUAAGUUAUGGUUUCUGAAAACGUGGCUGUAGUUACCGGCGCCAAUCGAGGAAUAGGAUACGAGAUAGUAAAAGGAUUGUGCAAAAAGUACGAUGGUCAUGUCUAUCUUACUGCCAGAGAUGUCGUACGGGGGAAUGCAGCAAUUGAGAAGUUAAAGAUACUUGGUCUCAACCCCAUAUUUCAUCAACUUGACAUUUCUGAUCAGAAAAGUGUAGAUACGUUUAAAGACCAUAUAAAGGAAAAGCAUGGAGGCAUCAAUAUCCUCAUCAAUAAUGCCGGUGUAUCAUUAAGUAAAGCCCCAAUACCACUUUCGGAGAAGGCUAAAAAAACAUUAGAGUUGAAUUAUUUCGGUACUGUGAGAAUUUGUGAAGCGUUGUUUCCUUUACUCCGCGAAAAUGCGAGGGUGGUGAAUGUUUCCAGUUUAGCUGGACAACUGAACCUCAUUCCGUCGGAAAAACUCCGCAAUCGACUAAAAGAUCCAAAUUUAACUAUUACAGAGCUGAAUAACAUUAUGGAAAAGUUUAUCAGGGAUGCAGACCAAAAUCGUCACAUCGAAGAAGGUUGGGGCGAAUCGAUCUACGUGGUUUCUAAAGUGGGGGUCAGUGCUUUAACAAUCAUCCAACAAAGAAAUUUCGAUAAGGAACUUCCGAAUCGUAAUAUUUCAGUCAACUCGGUGCAUCCUGGAUACGUUCAAACAGAUAUGACUGGAUUCAAAGGCGAAUUGACGGCUGAACAAGGGGCCGAAGCUCCCCUUUUUUUGGCGCUAGAAGCAAAUUUGAAAGGAAAAUACGUUUGGUUCGAUUGUGGGGUUGUUGAUUGGGAUGGACCCCCGAUUGGUAAAAGUUAAAGAUUUUCGAGAUAGAAAU